Molecule: messenger RNA, 1314 nt
Organism: Aspergillus steynii IBT 23096
Lineage: Eukaryota; Fungi; Ascomycota; Eurotiomycetes; Eurotiales; Aspergillaceae
Product: putative MFS monocarboxylate transporter
Exons: 4
Coding region: 1-1314 (437 amino acids)
Biological process (GO): transmembrane transport
Cellular component (GO): fungal-type vacuole membrane
Molecular function (GO): transmembrane transporter activity
Source: RefSeq, a predicted model, not a curated record
AUGCCUUUGGCCCCGGCAGACCAGGGCAAGUCGGCAUGGCUAAUGUUGAUAUCCUGCUGUAUAAUUCAAUUGCCAGUCUGGGGAUUCUCCCUCGUAUUCGGUAUCUUCCAGGAAUAUUUCUCCUCGCACAACAUUCUCCAAGGAAGUAAAGGUGACCUCGCGAUAGUAGGAACCACAUCGACGGGCGUUCUAUACCUUCUCUCACCCAUCUCAUUCACCCUGCUCACACGAUACCCCCAUCUCCAAAAGCAUUGCGCCUCAGUCGGUCUCCUGCUGAGUGUCAGCGGGUCCCUGGCCUCGUCAUUCUCGGUGACCGUGUGGCAUUUAAUUGUGACUCAGGGCGUUGUCGCUGCCGUAGGCAACGGGCUGAUCUUUAGCCCAUCGACCUUGUACCUGGACCAAUGGUUCAUUCGGAGAAAGGGCCUGGCGUAUGGCAUCAUGUGGGCAGCUAAGAGCGUCUGUGGUGUGGCGCUGCCAUUCAUAGCUAGGGCUUGUCUCGAACGGUUCGGGGCGAGGACUACAUUACAAGCAUGGACGGUUGUGACGCUUCUCACCACCCUGGCAUCCUUGCCAUUCGUCAAGCCACGCAUUCUUCCUGCCUCGUCGACAGCCGCGCGGCCACUCGACCUCGCUUUCCUGAAGCUAGUAACCUUCUGGAUGCUCCAACUGGGAAACAUCAUCCAGGGAUUCGGAUACUUCCUCCCAACAACCUACCUCCCAACCUACUCGACCACCACCGCCGGGCUCUCCGACACCACCGGUACUCUCCUGAUCGCGCUGUUCAACGCAACCUCCGUCGCAGGAGGAAUCGUCCUAGGCACACUCUGCGACCGCUUCGCCGUCACCAACAUCAUGCUCCUAUCAUCCGUCGGCUCUGCGCUCUCCGUCCUUCUCUUCUGGGGUCUCUGCAUCUCCCCUUCCUCCCCGUCCUCCUACCCCCAGACCGGCCUCGCCCUCCUCACCCUCUUCUCUAUCACCUACGGGUUCUUCGCCGGCGGCUUCAGCUCCACCUGGUCCGGCAUCCUGACCCAAAUGAAGCGGGAGAGUCCCUCCCUAGAAACCGGCCUGGUCUUCGGCCUGCUCGCCGGCGGCAGGGGCAUCGGAAACGUGAUCAGUGGGCCGCUGAGCUCCGCACUCAUCAAGAAGGGCUCUGUCGUCGCGGGCAGCGGGCACGGCGGCGCGGUCGGAUAUACGAGUGAGUAUGGCGCGCUGAUUCUGUUCACGGGCGUCACGGCCAUUCUGGGCGGUUGGAGCUGGAUGUGGCAUUGUUUGAGGGGAUGCUGGCAGGACGGAGGGAGGGUUCGAUCGGGAUAG